Molecule: messenger RNA, 5653 nt
Organism: Papilio machaon (common yellow swallowtail)
Lineage: Eukaryota; Metazoa; Arthropoda; Insecta; Lepidoptera; Papilionidae
Gene: Dlg5
Product: disks large homolog 5
Exons: 28
Coding region: 259-5616 (1785 amino acids)
Molecular function (GO): protein binding
Source: RefSeq, a predicted model, not a curated record
CAUUCAUUCACUCAUUUGCUUGCUAAAAAAGGUGCAGAAACGGGAAUUGUUGGCAAAUUUGUUGAGAUAAAUACGUGUUAAAGAUUUGGCUCCCUGAUAUCUGGUAUUCUACUCAUUUUAAGCUAUUUAAAAUCUUGAAUUGUGAAUUUGGAUGAAACGUGAGUGAAGUGUUUACAUUGUGAAAUUUCAAUAAAUUUAAGUUGCCGUGAGAUAUACUAAGAGACAAUGGCUCACAGAUCAUAAUAUCUAAGCAGUAUUAUGGCAUCUGGAACAUCAUCGUUAGAAAGCAAUGGAAGUAAUGAGUCUAUAUCUAACAGUUAUGUAAACAAUGAACGACAUAAUCCUAGUCAGAUACAGAGUAUCCCCCACCAGAUAGACUAUGAGGUGCUCACUGCCAACCAGUGCUAUGAGAAGCAGAACUACACGGUUAAGGGCCACGGCCACAGUAUGAGCGGUACUUAUGAACCACUGCAGUAUGAUGUCAUUAACAAGCAGACCAAUGAAAGCCUAAAACAGCAAUGCGAGAAAGCACUCCAUGACUUAAAUCAGUUAAGGCGGCAGCAUACGGAGACUUCAAGAAGAUGUGAGCAUGUUAUGAAGGAGUUGGAAUAUUUCCGUGGUCAGCACAGAGCAGCUAUGAAUCAGCUUGAGGUGUCUGCUCAGGAGGCCAGCAGUCUGCGCAGCAAGUAUGGAGAUCUGCUAAAUGACAAUCAGCGUCUGGAGCGAGAGGUGCAACAUCUACAACAAAGCGGCAACCCUGAGGGCAGCUCCGAUGCUCUUGUACACACACUCAGGAAGUAUGAAUCACUCAAAGAAGAGUUUGAUUGUUUCCAGAAAAGAUAUGACGACUUGAUAGAGACUCAUAACACGACGCUGGAGAAGCUGCGUAGUGUGCAAGAUGAGAACAGCCGUCUGAAGACCCAGUGCCAUGAUCUCACACAGGAGAGGAAUGCUGUGAUCCGUGAGCGCAAUGCUCUGAAGCAGCAGGUGGCGAGUGUGGUGCGCCAGUGGGAGGGCGGAGUUCGCGAGCGUGCUGACAUCAAGCGCCUCACUGACGAGCGCAAUGCUGCCAUGGCUGAGUAUACACUCAUCAUGAGCGAGAGGGACACGGUGCACAAGGAGAUGGAGAAGCUGUCAGAUGACCUGCAGGCUGCGCUGAAGCGAGUGGCGGCGCUGGAGGCUGCGCUGCAGGCCAGCAGGGACGAGCAGCGCGCCACCGCCCUCCAGGCGGAGAGCUUGCGGCGAGAGAUAGAGUCUGCGCUGGUGGACCGCGAUCGCGCCAUCAAAGAGUGCACAGACCUCAAGACGCCGCAGAACACCGCCACCCUCGCCAAGUCCAGACAAGACAAUUCUGGCUAUCAUCACUUAGGUCUGGCGAGCGGCGGCAACGACGCCUUUCUCAACGGACAGCAUCCCAAUGAUCCUUCCUUAGAUAAACUACAAGGUCUGGUGGGUCUGUCAGCGGAGGCGGCGGACAAGGAGCGAGUGGAUAACCUGGAGCAGGCCAACCAGGAGCUGGAGCGUCUGCGCAAACAACUUGACCGCCUGCAGGCUGAGCUGGCUGAUGCUCAGAGAGAGGCGGAGGUAUCAAAACGUAGAAGAGACUGGGCGUUUGCAGAAAGGGAUAAAUUGUUACAAGAAAGAGAAAGUGUUAAAGCUCUCUGCAAUAGACUGAGAAAGGAACGCGACCAGAUGGUGGGCGAGUUGGCGGAUGCUCGCCGACACGGUAACAAGAAGGGCACAGAGAGUAAGGAGGGCAAAGCGCUCAGGGCGAAGGGACACGACGACAAGACCCGCCUGCCGCCCAACAGGGACUCUGCAGUAGACGCAGAUGUUCAGGAUUUCGAGUGGGAGAUAAUCGAGGUGGAGCUGAGCGGUCUGGGUGCGGAUGGUGAGCUCGGCUUCGAGCUGGCUGGCGGCCGCGAGGAGCCAUACUACCCCAAUGACACCAGCGUCUAUGUCACCGCUGUCAAGAAGGGCUCCAUUGCUGACGGCAAGAUCAGAGUGCUGGACCGCGUGGCGGAGGCGUGCGGCGCGUCUGCGUGGGCGCGGGGCGGGGCGUGUGCGGCGGCGCUGCGGGGCGCGCUCGCGUGCGGCGCCGCGCUGCUGCGUCUGCAGCGGGCGCGCUAUCUGCGCCGUCUCGUGCGACUCGCCGGCGGCGUCGCGCUGCACCACGGUAUUUUCGUAAGCAAAAUAGCGUGCGGUAGUGCCGCGGCCAAGGAGGGUAACAUUUACGUAGGAGACCGAGUUGUAAGCAUAAACAACCGUUCACUAGAGGGCGUGAAGAGCGUGUCGGAGGCGAUGGCGAUGCUCAACGACUGUCAGUACGACUCUGUGCUGCUCACCGUGCUGCGCCCACUCUACCCCUGCUGCGACCCGCGCAACAGGUUGCAGUCGUAUGAGCACUCGUAUGCAGACAAAAUGGUGAACUUCUCAUCACAAACAGAGGAACCAUGUUCACAGUUUCUACCUCCACAUGAUCCUAAGGUGCACAUCGACCACGGCGUGGCGGACUUUGAGCGGCGCUACGUGUACCACGUGGCCGCGCCCAGCCACGGCAGCCAUCCCAAGAUACACCACGAGAGAGGCACAUGGGACAUGAUCCGCGGCAAGAUCGAGGCUGUCACCGGCAGGACCAAGUCCAAGGACAAACAGAACAAGGUGCCCGAAUCAGACGCGAUCGCAGAGCUGGACUCUGUCAUCGACAGUUACCACGGCAAGACUAUAAAAGAAACUAGCAGUGUACUAAAACGUUCCCGGCGGAAAAAUAAAGAAUCACAAAAUGAUACCAAGAACGGCGGCACGUGGCCGAAGGCUCGCGCUAACUUCAUUCUAGAAGAAAACUCGACUGGCACCAUCGUGCAGCCUCGCUCUCGCAAGGAGCGGCCGCCCCUCUCCAUCCUGCUCAGCCCCCCCACAAAACUGCCGCCGGAGCCUCAGCGCUCCAACGCCAACAGAAACUCCAACCCCAUCCCCCUCGGACAUCUGCCCCUCACGCAGCUCACCGCGCCCGCCAGGCACUCCGUCUACAAGUCCAUCGAGUCCUCCCCCGCCAUUGAGCACUUCCCCAAGCCCGCCCCCCUCGCCAUACACAACCCCUUCGCCUCGCCCACCAACAUCGCCUUCGACAAGAACAGAACCUUGGAAAAGGACAAGAUAUCCAUCAGCGAUUACGAGCACGACGUCACACCUAACAGGCUCAGCCUGGUUCUGAACCCCUCCGACGACUCCCUGGAUUAUCAGCCGGCCAUCAGAAAUAGAACGAAAAGCCCCCACUCCUUAGACUUCAUGGUGAACAAGGGACCGAGUUCGCUCGACUUCGUCACGCGGAAGUCGCCGAGUUCCUUGGAUCAUGCGAUGAAAAACCAUUCGGGCAAAGAUAUCCUCGACCAGUACUAUUCGACAAAAAAGUCAUCUCCCAAGACGGUCACCAAGUAUCCCUCCGACAGCGACAGCUUCGGGCCCGACAGCCUCAACAGCACCGCCAACUUCCCCAUGGCGGGGACGCUGCCCUCGCAGUCGCGUCUCCAGUCGCAGUACUAUAGGGGCCCUUUCGUCAAUUCUAACCCGCACACUUCCAAUAGGUACACGCAUCUAUCCAGCCCCACCGACAUCCCGCAGAGCCAGUCCGGCGAGAGCAUCGGCACCAGCUACGACAUGCACUCCUUCACCUCCCACACCCACAACAUGUCCGACAUCCAGCCCGUGGCCCGCGUCAACAGGGACUACCACCACACCUACGAGGGCGGCACCUUUCCCAGGAAAAAGGAGAACCAGAGGUUUCGAAUACCGUCCAACCCGAGUGUGACCUCAAAAAACUCCGCGGGGAAGCUGAGCACCGGCUCCAUCGAGAGGAGCUCCGAGAGGAAUUCCCCGAUGCCCACAUUUCACGUGGAAGUCCUGAGCCCGGGGCGGGGGGCGAAGCAGCUCACGCACAAGGGCACCAGGAACUCCAUGCCCGAGUACUGCGGCCUCGGCUGGAACAAGCCGCUGCCCGGCGAGCUGCGCAGAGUGCACAUAGACAAGAGCCAGCAGCCGCUCGGCAUACAGAUCUCGUGCCCGCCCAGCAGCGGGGGCGUGUUCGUCUCCACCGUGAACGAGAACUCCCUGGCCAGUCAGGUCGGCCUGCAGGUCGGCGACCAGCUGCUGGAAGUCUGCGGAAUCAACAUGAGGUCGGCCACGUACACGCUGGCGGCGAGCGUGCUGCGACAGAUAGGGAACUCCAUAACCAUGCUAGUCCAAUACAGCCCCGAGAAGUACAAGGACGAGAUGGAGGUGCCGGGCAGCUCCUCCUCGGGGGAGAGCUCGCACGACGACGAGGUGUCGCUGUCCGGCUCCCCCACGCCCCGCAACUCGCCGGGGCCCCAGCAGUCCCUGCGCAUGGACGUCCCCUCCACUGACGUCGCGACCCUCCGCCAGUCGCAGAGCAGCAAGGACGCUCCCAGGUUCCUGCUCAUAGAGAUGCGGAACUGUUCCGACCUCGGUAUAAGCCUAGUGGGGGGCAAUGCCGUGGGCAUCUUUGUGCACAGCGUGCAGAUCGACUCCCCCGCCUACAUAGCCGGCCUCAGGACCGGCGAUCAGAUCCUGGAGUACAAUAACGUGGACUUGAGGCGGGCCACCGCGGAGCAGGCGGCCCUGGAGCUGGCCAAGCCGGCAGACAAGGUGAGUGUGGUGGUCCGUCACGACUUAGCACAGUACCAUGAAAUAAAGGACAAGCCGGGCGACGCGUUCUACAUUCGCGCGGGAUUCGACCGCUGCGCUAAAAUCACCUCAAUAGGCAUGGACACGAUAGACGAGUACUCUCUAUGGUUCAGGAAGGACGAGGUGCUGUUUGUGGACAACACGCUGUUCAACGGCGCCCCGGGCCUGUGGCGGGCUUGGCAGCUCGACGGCAAGGGCAUGAAGAGGCAUUGGGGCACUAUACCCAGCAAGUUUAAAGUGGAGGAGGUGCUGCGGCGGUCUACGGGCGCGCUGGACAGCGAGGCGCAGCGGCGCGCGUCCAGCACGGCGCGGCGCUCCUUCUUCCGCCGCAAGAAGCACCGCGACAGCAAGGAACUCGCCUCCUUCUCCAACACCGAGCUCGGCUGCUGGAGCGACUCCGGCACGCUCGCAGAGGACGUGCCCCUCUCCUACCAGCGCGUCGAGCGACUGCAUUACGGCAGCCAGCGGCCGGUGGUGGUGGUAGGACCGCUGUGGGAGUGCGUGGCCGGUAAGCUGGUGACGGACUGGCCUCAUGUGUUUGCUCGCGCUCGUCCAGACCCUCGCGCUAUCCGCGACCGUGCUGACAAGGGUAUACACUGUAUUCUAGAUAUAAGCGUGUCGACGAUUGAAAAGCUCCACAAGCAUCAAAUAUACCCUAUUGUGCUGUUCAUAAAGUUCAAAUCGUUCAAGCAAAUCAAAGAGGUGAAGGACACGCGAUACCCGGCCGAUAAAGUGUCCGCGAAAGCAGCUAAAGAGAUGUACGAGCACGGACUGAAAGUUGAGAACGAAUAUAGGAAUUAUAUUUCUGCGGAGAUCCCGGCGGGCGUGAACAUCGCGUACAUGUGCACCCAGAUCAAGGAGGCCGUGGAGGAGGAGCAGAACAAGACGCUGUGGGUGCCCUCCGUGCAGGCCUGACCCCUGCCCCCCGCGCCCGCACCCCCAGCGCCCGCCC